Molecule: messenger RNA, 2745 nt
Organism: Penaeus chinensis
Lineage: Eukaryota; Metazoa; Arthropoda; Malacostraca; Decapoda; Penaeidae
Product: protein O-linked-mannose beta-1,2-N-acetylglucosaminyltransferase 1-like
Exons: 3
Coding region: 652-2583 (643 amino acids)
Biological process (GO): protein O-linked glycosylation via N-acetylgalactosamine
Cellular component (GO): Golgi membrane
Molecular function (GO): beta-1,3-galactosyl-O-glycosyl-glycoprotein beta-1,3-N-acetylglucosaminyltransferase activity
Source: RefSeq, a predicted model, not a curated record
AAGAGAGGAAUGGAGAGGAGAGUGGAUAGGAGAGGAGGGGAAUGGGAGACGGAGAGGAGAGCAGAGGAGAGGAAAAGGGAACGAAGAAACGAGAGAGGAGGGCAGAGAGAACAGUGUGCCUAGUAGGUAGGGCAUAGAACGACUGUAGAAACUUUUUCCCAAGGUCUCCUAAGAGCGCCACUUGCUUCAGGCCUACCAUAAUUCGACAGUGUAAACUCUUUGACUGUAUCGCUCACUUUCAGAGCGUUCCGUUGUAGAAUGCUCGACUAAUAUAACUGCAUAUUAUCAGCGAUAUCUAAACGUUUCACAAACUUCACGUUAACCAAUUCCUUAUCCCCGAAGCUUUUAAUUAUGUAAACACUAAAGAGAAGUGGAGAAAUAACGACUGGACCUACAUUUCAAAAAGUAAUCAGAACGAAAAACGGUGUCUGGUAUCUAAAGAGAAGGAAGUUACGCUGUGCCACGUCCAACAGGAAAAGUGCGGAAGAAAACAUUUGAUGCGCAUCUCUUCUUGACCACGAAGGGGGCAGCAGCCAAACCUUUAACAGUUCUCCAUUCACUCGCACUGCGUUUGUACGCACUCGAACUCUGUCAAUACCAAUGCUAUUUGGUAAUAUGCGAUUGUUUCCAUGACGAGGAUCGCUACAUAACAUGCCGACGCUCACGACCCGUGUGCGAAAACUGAUAACACUUACCACAAUCCUACUGGCAACUCCGCCAGGAUUCUCUUCAGACCUUGAACUCAAGGUGGACUCAAGAGUGACUGUGUCCGUUUGGUCAAGCUUCAGCGGCUGGGGACUAGAGGUUGACGGCUGUAACAACACUCAACAACAGGCCUGCUACAACCCCAUUGCCAGAUACAACCUUCUCCUGCCUCCCGAGGACGCUCACCCACACAACCCUAGGGACGGAGAGGGACUCACCCUAACUGUCCUCAACCAAAGAAAUGCUGCUGUCGUCUUUCACAAGGUGUUCCCGCUCGGUUACUACUGGGCGCACUAUGCUGACCUACAGUGGCACUUGGAUCGCGUGGCACCCGGACGUAUCCUCGUCCUCACGGUAGCCGUCUCUGGCACUGUGGGACUCCGCCAAGCAGCCCAUCAACUCGCUCGCCUCGGUUCCCUCUUCGCCUUGCACCUCACGCCCAUGGCACACUGGACCUGGGUCUUCGUCAAGGGCGGCCGCACCAUCUCGGAGACGGUCAUCCUUCAAGGACUAGCUCAACACCAAGCGCACCUCAUUCUGCCCCUCUCCGAUCUACCCACGCCCACUACUCCCUCCAAUCAAACGCUGCAGCAACAACGCUGGCACUACUGCCACCGUCACGCUGUCAUGGGCGGACUUUGCGAUGAGCACACUCCGGACCCGCUGCCACCGCCCCCGCCGCCUACCCUCCUUCACCAAUCUGCCCUUGCCGAUGUGCCCGUCGUCGUCACAGCCGGUGCCCGCCACCAUUAUCUCUACCACACCCUCAAUACCCUUCUCACUGCCCCAGGGGCGCAACGUAACAACGUGCUCGUCGUGCUUGGGGACGCACCACAGCCUACCACACAACUGCUACGUCUCAUCAACGUCAACUUCACCAAAGUUCCUGUUCACGGGGAAGGCAACCUCAAACUCUUCCGUUACUACCGUAGCGUCUUCCAGCUGGUGGCUCGCACCUUCCCCGACGCCCCUGCAGCCAUUUUCCUGGACGAGGACGUCGAGGUCUCCCCAGACUUCUUCUCCUUCAUGAGCCAGACUCUGUGGCUGCUCCGCGAGGACCCCACGCUCUACUGCAUCAACGGAUUCUCUGCGACUGGGCUGAAAGGCCGUGCAUUCAAUCCUUCUAGAGUGCUUCGAGGCAGCGUACAGGUCGAGUGGGGCUAUGCUCUGACUUUGAGUUUCAUCCGCGAAGUGCUGUCUAUAUGGCCAGAUAAACCCAAUAUCAAUAUCUAUGACUACUGGAUAUAUAUCCAUGCACGACAUGGCAGAGAAUGUGCGUACCCGGAAAUGAGCAGAACAUUACACUACGGAAUGGGCAUGAAUUCUAACGCCUGGAAUGAGGAAUCCAUUUUCUUAUCCAUGCCUUUAUUACGAGAAAGUUAUGUGAACUUAACACGAACGUCAGACCUUCAAAUGAACAACUGGCGACGUAAACUUUCCUAUAAUAUCUCUCAUGCCACAGUUUUGCGAGGAAAUCCAUGUUCAACCAAUUUUAUCCCUUCCGAUGAUAUAAACAACCACUACGUUUUUUAUUAUCGACUUGACAGCAUGGAAGCCGGACACCCAAAUGUGACACAAUUCUUCCAACUCUUUACCUGCGUGGGGACUUGGAGCGUAUCUGAGCAAGGCCAUCACGAGGGCGUCAGCAUAGUGACGCUUUCUGCCCGCGCCACACUGUACCUCGUGGGCUCCCCGUAUUCCUCGUAUUCGCACCUCCGCCCGCGUUCUGUUUCCCUGUGGGACAUUAGUACUAUCCCCGAGGAAGAAUUUGCGGUCGUUGACAAUAAUGAAAUCAACAAGCACCAAUUUAAAAAGAAAAUUAGGAAUAUUGAUAUGACUGAAGAAAAGCUAAUGAAGAUUUUAUCAAUGCAUAUGUAAUAUUUACCGUAGCUAUGAAGCAAAUACAGAUAAAACAUUAACAUUGUUUCUGUAAACCAACUAUUAUCUGAAACAUGCUUAACUAAUACAUAGCUAUACAAAUAUUCAUGUACAUGAAUAUAAAUGAAAUGUGAAUGCAUAGGUACCUAAGGUUUUCAUACA